Molecule: messenger RNA, 3580 nt
Organism: Zootermopsis nevadensis
Lineage: Eukaryota; Metazoa; Arthropoda; Insecta; Blattodea; Termopsidae
Source: RefSeq, a predicted model, not a curated record
UGUCCGUUUAGUUGUUGCUACGAAGUUGGGCCUGUGUAGAGAAAGAAAGUUAUUCUCCAUUAUACUCGUCUCUUGCAAAUGUAGGCGCGCGCAGAGACAAGUAUUACCUUCACGUGUGUGCUUUUCAGUUCAAGCUGUUGGAUCGUAGACACAAUAGCGCGCUCAUUGUUAUUACAGCUGAUGCUAAUCAACAUUGAAUAAAACGCAAUCUGAGUAGGCGAGCAACAUGGGUUAUGGACAGGAGAUGGACGGCUGUGGUCAGUGUAUGAAGUACAGCAUGUUCAUAGCGAACUUCAUCAUAUUUGUUGGCGGUAUCUCAGUGCUAGGUAUUGGCAUCUGGACUCUGGUGGACAAAUCUUUCAUGAAUGAGCUGUUGGGUACUAACUUGUUCCUCGGUGCCGUGUACAUCCUUAUCGCGACAGGCGCCAUCAUCUCCCUCAUCGCAUUUUUUGGCUGUCUGGGAGCCCUCAAGGAGAUAAAAUGCAUGCUUCUGACGGUAAGAAAGUUUCUUCUUGAGAACUGUACUAUAUCCCUGAGGACGUAUUCAGCAAACAGAUCUGUGAAACGAGCUUGGGACGACACGCAGGAGAAGCUCAAAUGUUGUGGGGUCACCUCCCCUGUGGACUGGAAAGAUAGGGUUCCGGAAAGUUGCUGUAGGAUUCACCCAGAAAGUUCAUCUUUUGGGAAGUGCUUUUUGUUGCCUGGAAACAUCUACACCUCGGGUUGUUUGAACAUAACCGAGAAAUUUGUCAAAGAACACGCCGCCAUCAUCGGAGGGGCUGGAAUUGGCGUGGCCUGCUUGAUGCUGUUAGGAAUGAUAUUUUCUUGCGCGCUCUUCAAGAUGAUAGAAUAAAGCCCUCUGGGUGGGGGUGGACCUGCGUCGUUCAACCACGUAAUCAUCCUUAACGAACGACGAAACUCGAAUUAUAAACCAAGAACAGAAGAAAUCCUGUUUCAGUGAUAUGUUGCAGAAUUUUUGGUGUCUCGAGAUCGUACUAUUAUUUACAGAGUUUCGUACUUUACGAUUCAACUUUAAACGUUAGAAAAUAAAAUAUAUUUAUGCAGGUAUACUUUGAACAUUUUGAGGGUCAUCGUGAGAGAGAAUUUUGCUGGAGUUAUAUUUUGAAAAAUACAUUUCACUGUCGGGACUUUUAAUUAUAUAAAGACUUGUUUCAGUGGACAGAUGAUGAUGAUAAUUUUGAUUGUUAGGUUAGGUUUUGUACAUUUAAUAUUAAGUAGAAAGGUAUUACAAUUCAUUGUCGUUUGAAUGCAUGCGUAAACUGUGACGUUCUAAUUAGUAAGUUAAGUGCCUAAUAUUAGAUUCCAUUUCCUACGUCGAUUGCAAAUAAUUAAAAAAUUAUGGAUAUUAACUUGUUAUUUAGAAAUGAAAAUAAUAUUAUUGAUUUUAAAGAAAUUGUGUUUGAAAAUAUACGUACGGACUGAUUCUUUACUUAUGAUAAGAGUUUCUCUUACGCGGGGUCUAUACCGAAGAAGUUGAGAUUACGUAAAAUUACGUAUUAGGUUACGCGUAAGGCUUUUGUGGUUUAUUGAUCUCUUCUGAUGUAAAAAUUGAUCUCACGGAAGCGAGUAUGAAGAUGGAUGUCUUCUGGGCGAUUGUGCCUUGAAGUCUCGUUAAAGUUUACCAAUGUUUCAGAGGUCCUUUCUGUCUCCAUUGCCCUGAUGAUGGAGGCAACAAGGACGAAUACAUGAUUUGUAAAUAAAUAAAAAUAUAUCUGAUAUUAGGCACGUUUCCAUUGUACAUUUUAUAGCUAUAGAAAUUUAGUUAUAGAAUUUUUAGAAGUAUAGUUUUAGUACGCACAUUUUAGGUUAGGAUUGUGUUAAGUAGUACAGUGUCUUCUCGAUGCGUGUCGCCACCUGACUAUAGGCCAGCGUCAGCGUACCUGAGUGUUACUGGAUCCCCGAUACAAGUUUAGAAUUGUUGUGUAAGGAAAUAAAAGAAACAAUUUAUGUUGGAACUAACACCAAGAUCAUAAAUACAGCUGAAAAUUCUAUAUUCUGAGACACUGCACGUUCUCUUCACGUCAUUUGAAAAGGUAAGCAUUGACGUACGUUCCCGUUUAAGUAUUUUCUAAAACUACGAGUUCUCGUUCAGAUAUUUUAACAUGUGGGGUAUUAUUCUGUACGCGUCCUCCUCUAAGUGAAAAUUAUAUGGAGUAAAAUUAUGCUGUAACCCGGACCACCAAGUUUAAUUUAAUUAAGCGCGCGUCAUUUUUAAAUUGGUGUCUCGUCCGGAAGUGACCUACCGGAUCUGAAUUCAUUAAUAUCGUAAAUGCUUGGAAUUGAGACUUAGUAAAGUUAGGUUAGGUUAGAAUUGUAAUUCACUACUACAAGCGAGUUAGUAAAACUUAAUGUCCGUAGAUAAUGAUAUCCCGUACUUAACGCACCGUUUACAUUUUUUUUUAAAUAUUCUGAAACUGGUAGCGCUCGACGUGAGUCAUUUUUUUUUUCGGGAUUAACAGUUACCGGAAUGAAGUAGGUUUUUCAUUGGCUGGUAGUUUAGAAGUGACGUAAACUUUAAACUGUGGUAACAAACCAUACUUUAAAUGUGUAGUCAAGUAUAGAUGUCUAUACUUAUUGGAUGUAAUUUUUCUGUGUUUGAUUUCGUAAUAAAUUAAUUGUUACGUACAUAUACUUACCAACCUUCCACACAAAUAUUUCCCUCGCUUUGUUAUCAGAUUGAGAGGCAUUGUACAUUUUCAUAAAUAAUUUGUGCUUUCAACUCGUACCUUAAGAAAGGGUAAACUGUGUUUUUGAUGUCUCUGAGCUUGAGAAUGACAUAAGGUAAGACGCUGGCAACCCGGUGUCGAAAAUGCCACUCGACCAAACGCCCACGCGAGAUUCGAAAUUGAUUUCUGUUCAGCACAAAUUUUUUUAAUUCAGUUUGCUCUCACUUGUCUGUGGUUGUGUGGAUAAGUUUACUAUAUACUUUAUAAAUAUCCACGUAAUAAUUAGUUUCGAGUAGCGAACAUGAAAAUAUAGUUCUUAGAUUAAAUUACAAGCCAAAAUAAUAAUACCUUUCACGAUAUAUAAAUAAAUAAAAGUUGCAAACUUUCAUCAGUCGUAAAUAAUAUAUUCUUAUACAGUAAAUGUUUAUAAUUAAUAUUUCCCAUCUGUUGCUAUUAAAAUCUAUGUGUCUCACUACCUAAUCUGCCCCCUUCACCUUUACACAGAUAAAAAGAAAUUAUCUCCGGAUAUAGGUGGUCGUGUUUUUGACUGGUGUAAAGUUAAUGUUUGUACACGUGGAAAAAAUGUAAAGUGCCAUGAAAAUGUGGAAUGAGCUAAGGAAAAAACUGAUUUUUCAGCUCAUCUCAGUCUAAAUCAAAAAUUUGUGCAGGAAAAGAUUAAAAAAAUGUAUAAUUACGGGACUACGUGUUGCUUUCUCUCAGCCUCCAGGGGUGUUAAUGAAUGUGAAUAUUACUACUUCCAUUAACGUAAUCUUUCCCCUUUCCAUGUCAAUUUAACUUAUAUUUUUAUGUAAUUUUCUUUAUCUAUGUAAUAAUGUAAGAAUGCAGUGAAUGUAUACGAGUGUUAAUUAAAAUGUAAUGUUUACAACCAGAAA